UUGCUAACGGAAUGCCGCAGAUGGCUGGUUCAGAGAGAUCUCUGAUAUGUGGCCGGGUAAGUCGAGGAUGGCAAGCUGGGUUGUCCUGUACAACAUAUCAGCACAAGAGGCGGACCUGAGAAAAGGGGUUCACGCAUUCUAACGUGGCUCCGGCGCCGUCUACAUAGGUCAGGCUAUGACCCUGAGGGUGAAGAAGGUGCUGCACCACGAGAAGAGCAAGUACCAGGACGUGCUCAUUUUCGAGUCCACCGACUACGGCACUGUCCUCGUCCUCGACAACGUCAUCCAGUGCACCGAGCGCGACGAGUUCUCCUACCAGGAGAUGAUCACUCACCUAGCCAUGAACUCCCACCCCGACCCCAAGAAGGUGCUGGUAAUUGGGGGCGGCGACGGAGGCGUCCUGCGCGAGGUCGUCAAGCACGAGUGCCUCGAGGAGGCCGUCCUCUGCGACAUUGACGAGGCCGUCAUUCGCCUAUCCAAGCAGUAUCUGCCCGGCAUGGCAGAGGGCUUCAAGCACCCCAAGGUCAAGGUGCACGUCGGAGACGGCUUCAAGUUCUUGGACGACUACAAGAAUGCCUUCGACGUCAUCAUCACCGAUUCGUCCGACCCGGAGGGCCCCGCCGAGAGCCUGUUCCAGAAGUCCUACUUCCAGCUGCUGUACGGUGCUCUGCGACCUGGCGGCGUUAUCACCACACAAGCCGAGAACCAGUGGCUGCACUUGCCGCUGAUCGCAAAACUAAAGAAGGACUGCGGUGAGGUCUUCCCCGUGGCCGAGUACGCGUACACGACCAUCCCGACGUACCCGUCCGGCCAGAUCGGCUUCAUGGUCUGCUGCAAGGAGGCCGGCCGCAACGUGCGCACCCCGCUGCGCACCUGGUCCCCCGAGGAAGAGGCCCGGCUCUGCCGCUACUACAACGCCGAGAUCCACAAGGCUAGCUUCGUCCUACCCACGUUCGCCGCCCAGGCGCUGCAAUAAGCCGAGGCGGAGGCGGGAGCGCGAGCGCGGAUACGAAAGGAUAACAACAAAGGGUAAUAUGGUAAAGGGAGUAUCUGGUGGAGAGGGUGAGGCAAUGUUAUGUCUUGAUUCUCGUUCUGGAUUCAGCCGCCCCCCUCCCCGAACUAUGAAUAGGAGAAAUACACCACAGCUGUCGCUGCUGAUCUCGACGAUCUAUCUCUCCACGCGUUCCCUACCUUUUCUUUUAUGUUUUUGCAUGUUUUUGCCAUGCGGCGCAUAUUAUGGUAGGUAUAAGGGGCAGGCGUAUCACCGGGUUAGUU
Molecule: messenger RNA, 1275 nt
Organism: Durotheca rogersii
Lineage: Eukaryota; Fungi; Ascomycota; Sordariomycetes; Xylariales; Xylariaceae
Product: spermidine synthase
Exons: 3
Coding region: 176-976 (266 amino acids)
Biological process (GO): spermidine biosynthetic process
Cellular component (GO): cytosol
Molecular function (GO): spermidine synthase activity
Source: RefSeq, a predicted model, not a curated record